This is a messenger RNA of Dimorphilus gyrociliatus, 1873 nucleotides long. The record is from the annotation of a GenBank genome assembly. Lineage: Eukaryota; Metazoa; Annelida; Polychaeta; Dinophilidae.
GUCAGGGUUACUGACAAUGCCAAGAAUGGACGAAGUUCAUGAGAAGAAAUCGAAAAAACGACAAAAGAAAGCCAUUUUUGUUUCAUAUUCACCUGAUGCUGGUUAUCCAGAAAAAAAGUUUAUCGUUGAACUUGUUAGACAAUUGAAAGAUAAUAGUUUAGCUGAGGACCUUUGGUUGGAUAAAGAUGAACGGGUUACCGGCUCUCCUAGUUGGUUAUCUCAACGAUUAGAAGCUGUUGAACGAUGUAAAGCUUGCCUAGUGAUUUUAUCGGAGUCAUAUUUAACCUGUCCAGUUUCUUUAUUUGAAGCUAAAACAAUCCUUGAGCGAAAAAGACACAAUAAAGAUUCAGUUCAUGUUUUUCCAAUAUUGUUAUCCAGUAUUGAGAGCGACAUAAGUUUAGAGAAACUAAAGGAAUUAUCCAUUUUACUUGAAAAUGUUGUUGGCGUUGAUUUAACCGGUAAGGAUCAAGUAAACAAAUCAUUUGCAGAAAAAGUGUCGGCAGUUGUUGGAAAAUUAAUGGAGAAUUUAGAAAGAUUUGCCAGUAUUAGAAUUUCUCCUUCACCGCUUACUUCAAAUACAGAAUGGACAGGUGUAUACCUCACAAAAAAAAUUAAUGAGUGGACCAUUGAUGAUCUUCAAGAGUGGUUAUAUAAUGCUGGAAUUAAAGAAUUCUAUCGUCAGGCUUUAGCUGAAGCUAUGAUCGACGGUUUUCUUCUUAUGUCUUUAACGGAUUAUGAUAUGAUCUAUCAUUUAGGAAUUGAUUCACGACCUGUAAGAAAAAAAAUAAUGCAGCAUAUUUUACAAACUCUAGAUAAGGAACAUAAGAUGCCCAAUAAUUGGCAUUUACGAGCUAGAAUGCAGAGGGCCAAGCAAAAUACUAUCUAUAUCAUAUACGAUCCUUCCGAUAUUAGAUUGGCUCAUUGUGUCAAGCAAGAUUUGAUGAAGAAAGGAAUACAGGUAUUUCAUCAUGCUAAGCUGGGAGUUUCAAAAGAUGAAUUUCUCUAUCUCAAUGGGCCAACUAUGGCAUACGCUAGUUUCGUUUUCGUCCUUCUGACGGAGGAAGCAAUUACUUCUCCUUUUGUUUUCAAUGAACUGCUUCUGGCUGAAUGGUUUGGGAAGAAAAUUGUUUCAGGUCUGUUUGCCAAAACAUGGCAAAAUCUUAGACCUUGUCUAAAAGCCGUAUUAGGUGAUUAUUCAGCAAUAGAUUUUCGAAGCAAGCCAUAUGUCGAGAGCAUGGAUGUUCUUGAGCACUUUGUUAAGCCGACUAGAUUCGUCUCGGGUAUCGUUCUCGAGCAAGCCUUUUUAAAUAAAAUAUCUGAUGGGAUAAAGCCAUUAAAUAAGCUGGAAGAGUAUCAGAGUGCCUUACAAUCAAGAAAAAUAGACGCUGAGGAAGAAUAUAAAGUAUUUUUGAGCUAUCAGUGGGACAUUCAAUCAAACGUUGAAGAAUUACAAAAAAUAUUACAAGAGCAUAACAUAAUUUGUAGUAGUGAUAUUAAACCAACAAUGACACUACAACGUUCUAGCUCACGAAUAAACAAGAGUCAAGACAACUCAUCUGAAAAUUCUCAGGCUGCCCUACAAAGGCAUAUGAAAUCCUGCUUGGUAGUGAUAUGCUGCGUAACCCCAAAAUAUCUACAGACAGAGAGCUGUACCAAAGAUAUCUUUCUUGCAGAAAAUCUCAGUAAACCUAUUUUACCAAUAAUUUUUAGAUACUGUCCAUGGCCCCCCGAGGGCAUAACAACUCAAAUAAAAAAAUUACUGUCACGAUACGAACCAAUAGAUAUGAGUAAUCAGACCCUUUUCCGUCAAAAUAUAGCUACAUUAACUGAGAAGAUAAAGUCAUUAUGCCACAAAUGCCAACUGGAAUAUUAA